AGACUGUGCACACAAAAGGGUGGAGUCGGUGCAGUGGGUUUUUUUCUCAACCAAGGGGAUCCUACCUAGACUUGAUGCGCCGGAAAGGAAUCCAAGGUGAGGUUUCCAGGGAAUUACGCAAACCACACAGGAACGUGCUUCUAGCCUGAUUUGAAAUUGGACCCGACUGAUUUUAACUUGGUAACAUUUAGAAGAGGUAGCCAGUUUAUGUGCAGUCAUGGAGCGCACCGCCGUGUCCCUGCAGCGCCUCCAGCCUUCGCCGCGAGCAGCGCGUAAAAGCGAGUGGCUCCGGAGCGUCCUGGCCCAUCACCACUGUCCCGAUCCCGGCGUGGAAAACGAGAUCGUCGUCUUGGCCACUGGAAUAGACCAAUACCUGCAGGAGGUCUUCCACCACCUGGCCUACCCCAACCGGGACGAUACGGUGUCGUCGGAGGACUUCACCGCGCUGUGCGCCGUGCUGGGACUCACUGGGGCAGAGAAAGGAAAGAGGGCGAUGAAAGGAAAGGAAGGAACUGGAGAUGGAUUUAAAGAAGAGGAGGAUGAAGAGUUUAGGGAUGUGUGCUCUGGUCUGCCCUGUCAGCUGUCCUUUAAAGACUUCCACUCGCGGCUCUGUGGGUAUUUCCGUGUGCGCAGUGCGCGCAGAGGCACCGGGGAGUGCGCCUGGCGCCUGCCCGUUACUGAGGACACGGAGCUGGUGGAGCGACAGAUCCGGCUCCGGUGGCCGCGUGUCAGACGGAGAAAAUGUGUGAGUUUCGAUCUGACGAGGGAUCAGAAUGGAGCCGUUAACAGAUCAAUGAAAGGUCGAACCGCAGAACACCGCGACUCAGAUGAGGUAGCAGCUUUGAGGGAACUGGUGGAGGACCUCCGCUCGGCGCUGCAGGGGAGCGACGCUCGCUGUCUGGCCCUGGAGGUGGCCCUGCGACGGGAUAGGAGCCGCGCCCUGCCCUCACCUUCUGGUUUCACCUCCACAGUUUCAACUCCUUCAACUCCGACCACGACUUCCAUCACUCUCAUUCAGGGAAAACUGGUACCAACACUCAGAAUUAAAGGGCAGUGCAGUAGCGCUGGAGGAGAAGGGGCGAGGAGGGUGGCGAGGAGACGGGACAUCAAGGACCCCCUUCUGAGGGAGCUGAAGCUGAUCCGCUCCGCGCGUGAUGGGCAGCUGGAGGAGGCCAUCAAAUUCAAUGAGCGUCUGGAGCAGGAGCUGCGAUGGGCGUACCAGGAGGUGCGCAAGCUUCAGGGGGUGGAGUCUGCACUGAGGAAGGAGAACGCUCACAUCAGGAGGCGGGCGGAGGAGGCCAGGGAGGCUCUGAGUUUGGGGCUUGAGAGGGUUCGGAUGAUCCAGGAGCAGGCCCAGUGUGUGCCACAGCUCCAGUCCAAGAUCACCCAGCUGGAGACCGAACUACACCAGUACAGAUCCCAAUGCAUCUGCAUCCCUGACCCCACCCAUCAACAGACCUACCCAAUCGGAACAGAAGAUGUCUGCAGCAAGACAGAUGCAGAGUGUCUGCAGAGAGCAGUGGAGGGUAGAGCUGCCUCUGAUGAAGAGGAAGACGACCGGGGGAUGAGGGAGGAAGGACAGUGCAGCCUGUCGGAGGGGAAGAAGCACAUGAGCCGGAUGCACAGCUGUGGCAAAGGAUGUCAGAGCCAUGCAGUCCACCAGCUUCCCUCUCAGAGUCACCUGCAUGAUAAAAACCUCAUCAGCACUUUUAAGGACAACAGGGGGCGCUGCAGCUGGAAGGGACAAAACCAAGAGCAGCCAGAGGGAAGCAGAGGUUGUGAAAAAGAAAAGAGGCCCGAGGAAGAGGAGGACAAGACGAGGCUGAGGGAGAAAGAAAAGACACGUCUGUCUUUGCUGGAGAAGAAACUCGCAGAUGCCCUAACACUGCUGCUACAGCUACGCAACAAGAACGUGUCGCGCAGGGCCCUAGGGAAGAUUGUGAUGGAUACUCUGGACGUGUGCAGUAGGAGCGGGGACGGUCCGUCUCAGGUCCUGCAGGUAGCUGACGCCCUCUGUGUCCGCCUGUCCUCCAGGGAUCUCCUUGGAAACGGAGGGGGCGAUGAAGCAGGAGACAGCAGAGAGAAACUCCUGCUUCCAUCCUCUGGGUGUCAAACCAGCAGCGUCAACCCUCUGCUCAUCUCCUGUUAGAUAAGCUACUGCGGUGCUACUUUUAGUUGAUCCUUUAACUUUCUUUAUCUUUUGCCUGUUUGCACCCAUGUAUGUUGUGUAUCCUAAUUGUUUUAACUAAUUCAGUGUAUUUAAAAAAUAAUCUUAUUUACUUAUUUACUACAAUCCAUAUGUGUUCUAUUUUGCAUCUAUUUAAUUUGAAUGAUUACAUUUUUUUUAGAACCCUUUGUUCAUUGUGUAAGUUAAUAUAUAAAGCUCUGACAUCAUGAAACA
Molecule: messenger RNA, 2401 nt
Organism: Morone saxatilis (striped sea-bass)
Lineage: Eukaryota; Metazoa; Chordata; Actinopteri; Moronidae
Product: EF-hand and coiled-coil domain-containing protein 1
Exons: 9
Coding region: 218-2149 (643 amino acids)
Source: RefSeq, a predicted model, not a curated record